Messenger RNA from Lachnellula hyalina, 1263 nucleotides. It is a transcript of the gene sgf73, whose product is annotated as SAGA-associated factor. The record is from RefSeq and is a predicted model, not a curated record. Gene Ontology annotation, cellular component: SAGA complex. NCBI's taxonomy places the organism in Eukaryota, Fungi, Ascomycota, Leotiomycetes, Helotiales, Lachnaceae. The transcript is spliced from 5 exons. Gene Ontology annotation, biological process: RITS complex assembly; regulatory ncRNA-mediated heterochromatin formation; regulation of transcription by RNA polymerase II. The coding region runs from base 1 to 1263 and encodes 420 amino acids.
AUGCCAUCGCCUGACGACGAGUCCACGAUUAAAGUUGCGCCCAAGAAAGACAGCAAUCCUAAGCUCAAGCUUAAGAAGCCUGCGCCGAAGCAUAGUAAACCGGGGAACUGGCGUGAUGGGAGUGUGGUUGACGAUGACAAGAAGAAGCGUACCGAUACUCCUUCCACAAGCUCCGCGGUAGCCUCUCCUGGCCCCAUUGUCAAUCAGCUAGAUGAUGCUGCCCGAGAAACCUUUGCGACUGGCCGACCGCUCGACGAUAGCCUCGAUUUACACAUAUGCAAACAUUGCAAGAAGAGCAUUCUGAAGGUUGCGGCGGAGAACCAUGUCAAACAGUGCUUGAAACUUAAGAGGGAGAAGGCACAGAGGAAGAAAGAGCAGAAAGAGGCGAGAGAGAGAGAAAAGAAGGGCCUGGCAGCAGCAGAUAAAGAUGAGGAUGGGGACACCAAAAUGGAAGAUGACGACGAUGACGAUGAUGCUUCGCCUGAGAAGAAAGGCCCCGAGGGACUCAAGAGCACCAAGAAAAGUGCUGGCAAGAAAGUCGAAGUCGAUGAUACAAAGAAAGGCAAAAAGCGCAAGGCUGAUGGAGAUGCCGAGAAGGCCCCAAAACCAAAGAAAAAGAAGGAAGAGCCCAAAUCGAAAGUUAUAAAGCCCAAAGGUCCCGUAGAUGUCGAAAGACAAUGUGGCGUAAUGAAAGACGGGGUUCCCUGUGCUCGAUCUCUAACCUGCAAGAGCCACUCCAUGGGGGCAAAACGAGCUGUUCCUGGUCGAUCACUACCAUACGACCACCUCCUCGCCGCAUACCAGAAGAAGAAUCAAGCAAAGCAGCAAACCCAAACAGAAGCUGCAAUCGACGCCAAUGCUCCUCUCGAAGACGAAGAAGCAGCUAACGGACCUAUUGACUCGGAUGAGGAACUACAAUCUGUCAUGCACGGGCUUUCGAACUGGAACCCACAGCCCUUGGUCCAGCCGCCCAUCCACGUCCCUAUUGAGAAGCAGUACCUUCGCCAAAGACUCUACGAGCAACUCCACAACGCCACGAAUGGAUUCACGGUAAACAUCUUCAAGGUUUCGGGAGACGGUGCAAAGAAACGUCAAAACGUUGAUAAUGUCAUGGAUGCGGAUGGUGAUGCAGAGGGAGAACCGGAUCCCGCUGUGACGAUUGCUGCAGUUACGAGUGCUGCUACCAGGAGAACAAACGGGCUUAAUAUGCAGAUGCCACCUCAGAGGAGAACAUCAUCUGCAAGUCAUCCCGCCGGACGAUAG